UACGUCUAGAAAAUAAAAUAUAUAUAUAUAUAUACGUCUAGAAAAUCAAACAUAUGAGAUGUGUAAUGUGGGUCUCAAACUCAAUACUCAAAACAUAUCAAUAAAGUUUAGGAUAUAGGGUAACUGUCUAACUCAACAAUAAGAUUUAUAGAAAUAUCAUCAUGUCAAACUUAGAUUUAUAUUUUAAAAUUAUGGGAUUCUCUGAUAUCGAUCUAUUAUACAAAAGUUGUCUGGAGGGGGCUUAUAAUUCAAUAUUUGAAAAGCAAGAUUCCUAUAUAUAUAUAUAUAUAUGUCAAUUUAAAGUAAGAAUGGCCAGUUUCAUUUUUUGUUUAUAUUUUUUGAUAAAAAAAAAAUCCUACAUAAAUAAAACAGUCACUUCACUUGUUUCAUUCAUACUCUCAUCUUCCUCUAUCUCUCUCUUCUUUUUCCGGCAUAACUUGUUUGAUCCUAUAGCUAAACUCCAUAACCUGUUUCAUCGAUAAAGUGUCUUUUGCUUCAAUAUCUAUCCCUUACCACUUUUAGAGAUCAUAUUUAAAAAUGUCGGGAAGAAGAUCACGUUCGAGGCAAUCAUCAGGAACUACAAGGAUGUCAGAGGAUCAGAUCAACGAUCUCGUAAUCAAGUUGCAGCAGCUUCUUCCUGAGCUCAGGGACAGUCAUCGUUCCGACAAGGUUUCAGCAGCAAGAGUGUUGCAAGAUACAUGCAACUACAUAAGGAAUCUGCAUAGAGAGGUUGAUGAUCUCAGUGAGAGGCUAUCUGAGUUACUCGCAAACUCAGACACUGCUCAAGCCGCUUUACUCAGAAGCUUACUUACCCAAUAACUUUCAUCUUCUUAUUUUUUACUAUAAUAAUAAUAGUACGCGAAUUUGUUUCUUAUUCUAUAGAUGAUGACCUUAUAGGUGUUUAAGGAUACGAGUUCGUCACUUCUGCUUCGGUCAUACAUAUAAAAUCUUUGCCCUUUUUCGGUUAUUUUGUUUGUCUCUUUUUCGAAUUCUGUUAGGGUUUUGUACUUGGCUAUGCUCAUUUUCUGAAAUUUAUUUGUUUGUCUUUUAAU
Messenger RNA from Brassica napus (rape), 1052 nucleotides. RefSeq names its product transcription factor PRE3-like. Bases 538 to 819 code for a protein of 93 amino acids. Gene Ontology annotation, molecular function: protein dimerization activity. Gene Ontology annotation, biological process: regulation of DNA-templated transcription; regulation of growth. The transcript has 2 exons. NCBI's taxonomy places the organism in Eukaryota, Viridiplantae, Streptophyta, Magnoliopsida, Brassicales, Brassicaceae. The record is from RefSeq and is a predicted model, not a curated record.